Molecule: messenger RNA, 439 nt
Organism: Trichobilharzia regenti
Lineage: Eukaryota; Metazoa; Platyhelminthes; Trematoda; Strigeidida; Schistosomatidae
Source: the annotation of a GenBank genome assembly
GGCGCCGCGUCACGAAGGGUACUUCGAACAAACUACACACCUUCAUGAACGGCUGUUUUCGCUCAGUACUUCGCUCAAGACCAGAUGGCUGGCCUGAAGAAAACAGCAACAGUAAGGGAUCUCUGGGAGCGAACCAACCAGGAACCGAUGGGGCAACAAGUCUACAGGAACAAAUGGAGGUGGAUUGGCCAUACUCUGAGGAAGCCAUCAAGUGACAUCACUAGACAAUCCCUCGAGUGGAACCCGAUAGGGAAGCGGCGAGUUGGUCGUCAGUGUGUGGGUGACUUGGAGGAGGUCAUGUGGAGAGGAGAUGAAAUUAUGUGGGGAGACUUGGAGCUAGGUGAAAACUCUAGUAGAGAAUCGAACGUAAUGGAGACGUGUGGUUGAAGCCCUAUGUUCCUCUAGGAAUCAAAGGAAAUAAUAAUAAGUAUCCGGUUAU